Molecule: messenger RNA, 1551 nt
Organism: Suillus paluster
Lineage: Eukaryota; Fungi; Basidiomycota; Agaricomycetes; Boletales; Suillaceae
Exons: 18
Coding region: 1-1551 (516 amino acids)
Biological process (GO): carbohydrate transport; transmembrane transport
Cellular component (GO): membrane
Molecular function (GO): carbohydrate:proton symporter activity
Source: RefSeq, a predicted model, not a curated record
AUGGCAAUCCCGGAAUGGACGAUUCCUGACUUCAUUCAUCAAGAGCCGUGGUGGAAGAAUCGUGGCCUCCUGGUUCUAAAUAUCUGUUUGAUAUUACCACUACUAUCAUCAGCACUGAACGGUCUUGAUUCGUCAAUUUUGCCCGGAUGGCAAGAAUACUUUCAUACUCCGCAGGGGAAAACCUUGGGCCUCAUAAAUUCUGCCCAAGGCAUUGGCGCCCUCAGCGGAAUUCCAUUUUCUCCCUUAUCAACUGUGUUCAUCGGGGCGACCAUCAUGCUAGCUGGUGUCCUCACGCAAGCCUUAUCGACCACCGUGCAAAUGUUCAUUGGUGCUCGUGUGCUCAUUGGCUUAGGCUUAGCUUUCUCCAUCAACGCUGCUCCGUUGCUCAUCAGCGAAGUUAGCUAUCCAACGCAUGUGUGUCAAAUCACCUCGUCCUUCAUUUGGUUUCUCACAUGUAUUGCAGCGGCUUGGAUCUGCGUUGGCGCUUAUAAUCAAGCGGGGGCAUCGGAAUGGUCAUGGAGAGUCCCUGUACUCUUCCAAGCUGUUGUUCCUGUCAUUCAAAUGGUGUUAAUAUGGUUCAUUCCGGAAAGUCCUCGAUUUCUAGUGGCUAAAGGUUUGGAAUCGCAAGCUGCGCAUAUCCUCGCUCACUAUCAUGCGGAUGGGGGAGACGAACAUGACCACCUAGUAGCCUUCGAGAUGGCCCAAAUCCGACAUGCUUUAAACCUUGAACGAGAGAUUACUUUCAAAUCAUCCUACCUGACGUGCUUUGCAACUCCAGGCAAUAGACGGCGCAUGUUUAUCAUUAUAUCGAUUGCAAUAUUCUCACAAUGGAGCGGCAAUGGUCUAGUCUCCGCUUAUAUUAACAUUGUCUUGGAGGGGCUUUUCAAUUUCAGCAGUGCUCUAUUGGGCACAAUGCUCGUGGACAAGUUAGGCAGAAGGAAACUUUUCCUGAUUUCAAACAUUGGCAUGCUGAUCGUCUUCUCUAUGUGGACAGUUACCACCGCUCUUUUCACCCAGUCCGGAAAUAUUGCAGCUGCGAGCGCUACUGUGUCGCUCAUUUUUAUGUUCUUCUUCUUCUAUGACUUCGCGUAUACGCCGAUGCUUGUAUCGUAUACGCUCGAGAUCUUGCCUUACAAUAUUCGUGCCAAGGGGCUUGCAAUUAUGAACUUUUCGGCCUAUCUUACCAACGCUUUAACGUGUUCGUCAAUCCGUGGGCGCUCGACUCCAUGGUACCUUGUUUACUGUGGAUGGCUCGCCCUGGAGCUAUUGUUUGUGAUGGUAUUCAUUGUCGAGACGAGAGGUCGUACUCUUGAAGAAACUGCCGCUUUAUUUGACGGCGUAAAACUCCCUCGGCAUGUCACAGAACGAAGGGGUGAAGCUGCUGUGGAUUUGUCCAGUAUAUCACCAUACCUUAGAUCACCCCGUCUAGAGAAAGACGGCCCAGACAACUAUUUGGAACUUCAGGGACGCAGUGGAGUCCGGAGUAGUGUUCUAGGAUCACAUUCGCGUCUCGAAUCACAGUCAGAAGAAUCUGCUAUUGCAUUUAGAUAA